This is a messenger RNA of Daucus carota subsp. sativus, 1607 nucleotides long. Its product is annotated as AAA-ATPase At3g28580-like. Bases 122 to 1570 code for a protein of 482 amino acids. The transcript has a single exon. Lineage: Eukaryota; Viridiplantae; Streptophyta; Magnoliopsida; Apiales; Apiaceae. Gene Ontology annotation, molecular function: ATP binding; ATP hydrolysis activity. The record is from RefSeq and is a predicted model, not a curated record.
GUUAUAUAUACCCUACACCAGAAUCACUCCACAUCCAACACAACUUUGAAUUUCAGCCAUUUCAGUCUUCAAAACGAUAAUCCAGAGAUUUUGCUGUGAGAGAAUCAGAGAAGCAAUCAAGAUGAGUACCGAAAUGUGGACAAGUUUUGGUUCUUUGCUUGCUAGCUUGAUGUUUAUACUUGCAAUGAUCAACCAACAUUUUUCCGGGAACCUUCUCGGCUAUUUUCUGCAGCGCCUCAUCCACAAAUUCUUGUCUUAUUUGAACCCGUAUAUCGAGAUCACCUUCCAUGAGUAUUCCCGGGACAGCUUCGAUCGAAGCUCGGCCUACGUCUCGAUUGAGCGUUAUCUGGCUGUCAAGUCUUCGGCCACAGCCACGAGACUCAAGGCCAACUCGGUCCGGGACAGCGAACGCCUCGUGUUAAGCAUGGACGACUACGAAGAGAUCGUGGACGAAUAUCAAGGGAUCAAAGUGUGGUGGACUUCGGGCAUGACUGCGGACAAGGGACGAUCCAUUUCUUUUUAUCCUCGCGAGAAUGAGAAGCGUCAUUUCGUCCUCAGUUUUCGCAAGAAGCACCGCGAAGUCAUCGUGGAGUCUUACUUGAAGCAUGUGAUGGAUGAGGGGAAGGCCAUUGCUGUCAGGAACCGGACUCGAAAGCUGUUCACGAACAACAAGGAGGAGGGCUAUGCGGGAUCUGUGUGGACUCAUGUCGCGUUUGUGCAUCCAGCUACAUUCGAGACGCUUGCAUUGGAGCCGGGAUUGAAGGAGGAGAUCGUGAAUGAUCUGCUUACUUUCAGCCAGGCCAAAGAUUUUUACGGAAAUGUAGGCAGGGCUUGGAAGCGGGGAUAUCUUCUGCACGGACCUCCUGGAACUGGAAAAUCAACCAUGGUUGCUGCAAUGGCUAAUUUGCUGGAGUAUGACGUGUAUGAUCUCGAAUUGACAUCAGUCGAGAACAACACGGAAUUGAGAAAGUUACUAAUAAAUACAACCGGCAAAUCCAUAAUUGUGAUCGAGGACAUUGACUGUUCUCUCGAUCUCACAGGGCAGAGGAACGAGGAGAAGAAAGAGGCCGAGAGCAGCAAUGCGAGGGACAGGUUCAAGAAGGCUGAAGGAAAGGAUAAAAAGACGAGCAAAGUCACUUUAUCCGGGCUCCUCAAUUUCAUUGAUGGCCUUUGGUCAGCUUGUGGUAGUGAAAGGAUCUUUGUUUUCACUACUAAUUAUAUUGAGAAGCUGGAUCCCGCGUUGAUCCGAACAGGGCGAAUGGACAAGCACAUCCUGAUGUCGUAUUGUUCGUUCGAGGUAUUCAAGGUGCUUGCUAAUAAGUAUCUGAAUAUCAGAUUUCAUGAACUGUUUGUGAGGAUCCAAGAGCUGCUGGGAGAAGUUGCCGUGACCCCUGCUCAAGUUGUGGAGUAUCUGAUCCCCAAAUCCCCCGAAGAUGAUGGUGAGCGGUGCUUAUAUGGUUUGGUUUGUGCUCUUGAGAAUGCAAAAGUAGCUUUAAGAGAACAUUUAGCUGCUCAGGAAGCUCCGCAAGAGCAUGGGGGAGGAUUGAAUUUUUGCUUGGGUCCUGUUUGAGUUGAGAUUUGGAUAGAAUGUUUUCAGAUUCUGAGUU